UGCAAACUAUUCCAGCAGUACCUACAGUAUCCAGCCAACUUCGUUUAUUAUAUCCAUUUCAUGUUUUUAUAGCCUACCGACUACUACUAUUAGCAUUUGAUUUUUGCUGAUAUUUAGUUGGCUUUUACUGUUGCUUAUUUUGUUGAACUAAUAUUUUUGAAUUUACGUUUGAGUAUGAUUUAGCCUAUUUCCAUGUGUGUGUAAAGAUUUUUCCCCUGCAUUCAUUCAUGGUAGCAAGUAAGUUUUGGUGAAAAUCUGUUAAGAAUUCUGCAGAUUUCUACAAAUAAAAUGGCAGAUAACCAAGUAGCCAACAUUGUUCAUGAAAUACUGCGUGUAGAGGCAGUGGAAGAGGCAUUCAGUUGUUUCUUGGUUCACAAGCCUGAACAAGAAAAUGAGAGACUGUUCAUGUACCAGAAGAAGUUGUGUGCUGUCAUGACUACAUUGAGUGCCGAGCUACAAGAGUCAGCAAUCAGACAGUACCUCAGUUUGACAGCAGUUUUAACAAAUAGAUAUAAAAUGAAGCAACUUCUCACACUUCUAGAAAACCUGGUGAAUACUAACAUUUUACAAGCAAGAAUGUUGUGUGACUGCAUACUAACUAGUGAUAAGCUGGUAUAUCAAAAUGCUGACUAUUGGAUUGAAUGUUUCAAUUUGAUUAGGAGGGUAAUUGGUGGUGUUGAUUAUAAAGGAGUGAGGGAAAUAAUGAAAGGAUGCAGAGAAAAAGCUCAUACAUUACCAGUACGGUUAAAUUCUAGCACAAUGCCUCAGCUAAAAGCAUUAUAUAGUGUAAUAGAGUACAUAUUUGAUAGAAAUGCAUCAUUGCUACCAGCCUACUUUAUUGUGACAGAAAUUCAGAAAGACUAUCCCGAUAACAACCACUGGCCACACUGGCAACUAGCCAAGUUAUUAACAAGCUUUGUAGAAAGUUUUAAGCCCUGUGCUCAAAUGGUGUCAAUAAUAGGGCACUCGCACAUGCUCCCGGUAGUAGAGUUCUCUGGAUAUGCAGAUCACUUAAUAAAUCCAUGGCGGUUAGACCCAACUACUCUAAAAUUUUCACUAAAAGGUAAUUUGCCAUAUGAUGACGAAUUGUUAAAGCCACAGAUUGCAUUGCUGAGGCAUGUUCUACAACAACCAUAUUCUAGAGACAUGAUGUGUUCCAUGCUGGGGUUGCAAAAACAGCAUAAGCAGCGUUGUAUCGCAUUAGAAGAUCAGUUAGUAGAGCUCAUGAUUUUACCAAUGGAAAGAAGUGAACAGGAAAAUGAAGAAGACGAGAUGUCAUCAACACACUGGUGCUGGCUUCAUUUGUCAUCCCAAGUGAUAUACCUGAUAUUGAUUGGCUUUGCUUCAUUUCCAAACAUAGUCAUGGGCCUGCACAACAAAUUGAUAGGUCACGAUAUGAAGAAAGGCCGCGAUCAUCUCAUGUGGGUCCUCCUCCAGUUUAUUUCAGGAAGUAUACAGAGGAAUCCUUUGUCUAAUUUCCUACCCAUAAUUAAAUUACAUGAACUUUUAUACCCUGAAAAAGAGCCGUUGCCUGUACCAGACUGCGCCAAAGCGCAUUGCACUCAUCAAAUGGCAGUUGUUUGCAUUUGGAUGCACUUACUUAGGAAAGCAGAAACAGAACAUAAAACUAUGACAAUGCCACAAAACUUGAAAGUACAAUAUGAAUUUCUUCAACACCUCAUGACAUCAAACAGUACUCCUACUUUGAUGGGAGCUGACUAUCGCAUUGCUUUGCUAUGUAAUGCCUACUCAACCAAUAACGAAUAUUUUGCGAGACCGAUGGGCAUCAUAAUAGAAUCGCUGUUUGGUCCUCAGAAACCUUUACCGAACGGGAAUCCUACACCGCCACUACCCACUGUUCCCCUGUCUAUGUGCAUACUCGAUAGCUUGACAUUACAUUGUAAGAUGUCGUUGAUUCACUCCAUAGUGACGCACGUCGCUAAGUUGGCCCAGAAUAAAACCAAUUUACCCGGUAGUACAAUGAUGACGCCCGCUUUAGUGGAAACAUACAGCCGAUUACUAGUAUAUACUGAAAUUGAGUCACUGGGAAUUAAAGGAUUCAUACAUCAGCUGUUGCCCACGGUAUUCAAAUCUCAUGCGUGGGGAAUUCUGCACAACCUUCUAGACAUGUUUUCGUACCGCAUCCACCAUAUACAACCGCAUUACAGAGUGACUCUGUUAUCCAACAUACAUUCUCUCGCAGCUUAUCCACAAGCUAAUCAGACACAAUUGCAGCUUUGUUUCGAAAGUACGGCCCUUCGUCUGAUUACGAGCCUUGGCAGCUCUGGCGUUCAGCUGCAAAUGUCGAGGGUGGUUUCGGAACCCAAAUCGUUGGUUUCUGCCGAGAGUGAGGAGUUGAACCGUGUGCUGGUCCUCACCUUAGCGCGCGGCAUCUAUAUGACUGGCGCAGGCAGCGAUAGCGUGGCCAUGAAGGAACUGCUGUCCACGAUCAUGACGAACACGCCGCACAUGUGGUCACAACACACUCUGCAGUGCUUUCCACCGGUGUUGGUCGAGUUUUUCGCACAGAAUCCCGCGCCGAAAGAGAACAAACAAUUGUUGAAGAAAUCAGUGGACGAGGAGUAUCGCAAAUGGACGUCGAUGGCCAACGACAACGACAUCAUAUCGCAUUUCUCCGUGCCAGGCACGCCGCUAUUCUUGUGUUUGCUUUGGAAGAUGAUCUUUGAGACCAAUAGGAUUAAUCCUAUCGCUUUCAAGAUUUUAGAGCGGAUCGGCGCUCGAGCACUAUCAGCGCACUUACGCAAAUUCUGCGACUACCUAGUGUUCGAGGUAACCAACCCGGCCGGCGGACACAUCAACAAGUGCGUCGACGCCAUCAACGACAUCAUCUGGAAGUACAACAUCGUCACUAUUGACAGGCUGGUUUUGUGCUUAGUACUGCGACCCAACCCCGAUGCGAAUGAGAGUCAAGUAUGCCUCUACAUUAUACAGUUGUUGCUUCUGAAGGGCUCCGAACUGAGGAACCGAGCCCAAGACUUCGUCAAGGAAAACUCGCCUGAGCAUUGGAAACAGAAUAAUUGGUACGAUAAGCACUUAGCAUUCCAUAGGAAAUAUCCAGAAAAAUUCGCACCAGAAGAGUCAAGCAAUAAUGCUUACGGCGGUCCCAUACCGGUUUACCUGAGCAACGUCUGUCUCAGGUUCAUUCCCGUGCUAGACAUAGUCGUACACAGACAUCUGGAAAUUCCCCAGGUCAGCAAAAACCUGGAACAACUACUGGAACAUCUGGGAUACCUUUAUAAAUUCCAUGACCGCCCAGUAACAUUCCUUUACAACACAUUGCACUAUUAUGAGUCGAAACUAAGGGAUAAACCGUUAUUGAAGAGGAAACUCGUGAAUGCGGUCCUAGGGUCCCUAAAAGAUGUUAGGCCAUCAGGAUGGGCCACCACUGAAGCCUUCCAGACUUAUUUGGGGAAGCCCGACACGGAUGCCACAGGUUGGGCGCCCGACCUGAAUUACUAUUUGGGUCUCGUCAACAGAAUGGUAGACACCAUGACCGGGAACUCUCACUUCCCAAACACAGACUGGCGAUUCAACGAGUACCCCAACCCUUCAGCGCAUUCACUCUACGUGACUUGCGUAGAACUCAUGUCACUACCGCUAGCUCCUAACAUCGUCGCUAACAACCUGCUAGACGUCAUUACAAAAGGAUUCGUCGUUAUCCCGGCAACAAAAAUUCAACUCUGGAUAAACGCCAUAGGACUCAUAAUGGCCGCCCUACCUGAUCCUUAUUGGACAGUUUUACACGAGAGGAUUCUAGAAUUGAUCACGCAUUCCGAUAUGACGGAGUGGCCGUUCCCGUAUACGCCAUUCCAGCUGUUCAACUUGUCAACUACCAAAGAGGCGAUGCUGGAAAAUAAAUACAGCCUUACAUUAGCGUUGGCUCAUGCCGUUUGGUAUCACGCCGGAGCGGGACAGAUCAUGCAAGUACCAGUAUUCGUAAAAGAGAAACUUUCUCCCGAGAUAAACAGUGAAAUCCAGCUGAUUUUCCUGUGCCACCUAGUUGGUCCGUUCCUCCAAAGGUUCAACUCUGACAUGUCUCGCACAGUCAUGGAUAUCACCGUGACGUUGUACGAACUUCUCGCGCACAUAGACAAGUCGCAGCCCCAUCUACAAUACAUAGACCCGCUGUGCGACUUGCUUUACCACAUUAAAUAUAUGUUUGUCGGUGACACGUUGAAGAAUGAAGUGGAGAGCGUAAUUCGAAAAUUGCGUCCGGCUCUUCAGAUGCGACUUCGGUUCAUCACACACUUGAAUGUGGAACAAAUAAAUACCGCCUAGCAGAAUGACUACUACAGCUAUACGCCUUCCAGCUCGAGCUCUAGCUCCGAAUAAAGGCAAGCUGUAGUAUAGACUAAUAUAACAUAAAUGGUGAGUCUCACUUCACAAACUCGAAUUAUAGACAGCACAUUGAGUGUUAUAUCAAUGCAAUAAAUUAUUGACUUUGAUUUGUGAUCGAGUGUACCUGCUCUAUCGAGUGAAACUUGUUCUUCCUUGUCGUUUUGCAAACUUUUAUGCGUAAUUUUUUCGGAAUUUUUCCGUGUAGCCUUACAAUGUCUUUAGUAGGUUGUAAGAAUGAUUGAAAUGAUGUAAAAUGUACAAUCGAAGAUAUGCGUAAGCACAAUGUCUUCACAAAGCCCGACAAAGAGAUACGAUUUAUCUUUCUGAGUAUAGAUUUAUAACACCAAUACAUUUUGUAUUAAGAAACGGCGUUAUGCCGGUGAAUAGUUAUUCCUAUUUUAUGACGCGACGUGACAAACUUAGGUACAUACAUGUGACAAACUUGGGUACAUUAAUUAAGAUAACUUAUUUGUAGAAUAUAUUUAACUAAUGUACUCGAUUUUUUGUACGCUUUUUAUUCUGCACAUUUAAGAAAUAUUUUUUUGGCUGUUAAAAUUUACCGUUAUAUCCAAUUUUCACAGCAAUAUGAUUAGUUAGGUGUAGAUUCCUAUUGGCACUUAAUUCCUUAAUAAUUUUAAUGUAUAUUUGUUAUAAUCAUUAAAAAGGUAACCUUAUAGUUAAUAACGUAGCCUUGGUAUUUAUGAAUCGAAGUAUGUAUAGUACUAUAUUUAAUUGUAUAAAUUGUACUACCUCUAAUAAUUCUAUACGAGAGAGACAUACUUUUGUACCAAAAUGUAAGAUAGUAAUAAAAAAUGUUUGCCUUCAAUCGUACAUAAUUUAUUUGUAAGAUGUGUCAGUACUGCGCUGUACCUACCGCAGGCGAAUAGUGAUCAUAUUUUUUUAAAAUAAAUUUGCUAUUUUCCCGGAAAUCUUUAUUUUAUCAAAAUUUUUAGUAUUUAAUGUUUGUUCGAGGCGUAUAAAAUAGUGCUAAGGCCAAACCAGAUGAUACGUCGUCCCUAUAGUUUAUUGAAGCACAAUGUGUGAGUAAACAGCACAAAAACAUUGAUAAAAUCUAUGGUCCUUAUUUUAAAAUGAUUUUGCUUCUAAUCCACAUCGACACUAAUAACUAAAGUUUUUUUUUAUGUUCAUAACGAAUAAACUCAAAAACUACUAAACUGAUUUUGAUGUAAUUUGGUAUUCAGAUAGAAUAGACUAUUAGGGAUAACAUGGUUUAUUCCUAAUAGUCUAUGUUUCUGAAUAUUCCCAAGGGAGCGAAUCCACGCGCCAUAGCUAGUCGAAAAACAUAAAAUGGACAUAGUAUUGACAUUAUAUAAACCAAAUGUUAAAAAUUAAAUUAUUUACAUAUUUGUAUAGAUAUAAAUGUAUAGACCAAAAAUAAAUUUAAUUUAUGACUCAUUAUAUCGCUGUAAUAAUUUUGAUUGAUUAGCAUAAAAAAAUAUGGUCACUUCUCGUGAAAAUAUAAGAAACAAAAAGCAAUGCACGUUAACUUUUGUAUACAAUGGAUAAUGUUUACAUUUCUGUGUCUUUAAAUUGCAACGGAAUAGAUAAUAAUACAUCUUAAGUCUUUUAAGAAAAUAAUAUUUUUUGAUCGCACUUGUAUAUAUAUGUUGUACGUACAAUAUGUUUGAAUUUUGUUAUUAUACAUUUACAUCACGCGUUAUAUUUGGCAUGUAUAAAGUUCAUUAAUGAGCUACCAAAACAUUCGAUAUUUAGCCUAUGAUGUGAUAGUAAUAAAUAUAUAUUACGACGCGCAAAAUAUGCCUUCUGAGUGUAAUAAUAAAAUGCCAACCAAAAUAUUUUUGUAGAUGAUUGUCAUAGCCGUAGCCCUAUUUAUUACACAUCAUAUAUCUUCCAGAGUUUUGUAAUAAGAUAUAAUAGUAGAUUUUGUACUUUUAGCCAGGUCUAUUGAAAACAUUAUAUAAAUUGUUAAAAUGCACAUAAAUAAUAACAAUUUCAAUAGUUAAUUAUCACAGCACAUUUCAUAGUUUAAUAGACAUUAAUAUGUUACCGCUUUAAAAUUUUGAAGAAUUAGUUUAUUCAAUUAUAGGUCGGUAGCUUCGAUCAACUAUGUCGGUAGCUACUCCGAGUGAGAAAACAGAUAUAUUAUUUUUUUACUUAUGUAGUAGUUUUUUAUCGUAGUGAUAAUUUUAGAGCAUUUCAAUAAAUAUAAAUUAACCUUAUUAUAGCUGCAUCACAAGGACAAUACGAAGACAUUUUGCCGUGGGUACAUUUUCAAAACAUAAUGUUUAUUAUUCACUAUAAAACCUACCCCCUUUAAGAAUGAUUGGUAUAAUUUGAAAACUUGACGACACGGGCGUUUGUUUCAGAAUAAAAGCCAAGUAAAAUUCAAACCUGACGUCUUCAAAAUAGUCUUUUCAUUUUUUAUUCUGUGUAACAUUUAACUUUAAACAUUGUUAUAAUAAUGAAUAUUUUUUAUUCGUUGAAGUGAUUGAAGUAAUAAUUUGUAGUUGUUUAGGUAAAUUAGGCAAUUCACUGUGUUUUGUUGGUUCACUUAUCAAACAUAACGUAAUAAGUAUAAUCACAACACAAAUGUGACUAACACAUUGUCACAAUACCUACUAGUUUUAAGUCGAAAAACAAUAAGUUAUACGUAGAUUAAAAAAAACAAUGAAAAGCAAUAGGUGUGAUAAUGCUACUUCAACAUACUUCUGUCUGAUAACAUAUUUGUAUAUAAUAAAAUACUUUAACACAUGAUCUAGUUUUUUUACAUAUUUGUAUGCAAUUUGAAUAAAUUUGAGAACAAGUAUACAUAAUUAAUACUUAAUCAAAUUAUAUAUAGUAAAUUUUAUUAAUGCUGUAUUACUCCGCAGCCAUUAUAGUGGUAGUACCUAUUCAUAAUUAAUGAUAUUAGCUUGUUCUUUUUUGUAUUAUACAGAAGAAAUUUUGUUAUGCAAUACUUUUAAGUCAACACAUCUACAAUUUGUAGAAGACAAAGGCGAUGUUUUACGAAAAGUGUUCAUUGAAUUUGACCUCUAGUGAACAAAUUCUCUUGCAAUGUGGUAUAUUUAUAUUCUUAGGUAUUAAAGCUUCAUGCUAUUAGAGUAAUUUCUUCCUUAUUCCUGCGUGCCGUGCUCCUAGCAAAAUAGUGAGGCCUCUGUGUGAUUACUUUAAAUUGUAAUUAUAAGUAUUGUUGUAUGUUACGCGUGUUAAGAUGUACUUUUAAAACAUUUUUGUAGCUCACUCAAUGGUUUUUAUUAUUUAAGUAUUACAAAUAUCUUUAUCAUCUACACCACGCCGCCAAUAUACAAAAUAUUGCCAGAUAUUUCUUUUAAUCAAAUAAAACAAAGUACCGAAAGUUGUGGUCGGAUUUGUUUGAAAUAUCGGAAAGAUUCUGAUUAAGGUUUUAUCUAUAAAUACCUACUACCCAUGCGAAGCCGAGGCGGGUCGCUAGUUUGGAAUAAAUUAUAAUUUGUAACCUAAUAUAAGUUGAUGAAAUAAACAAAACAGUGUUGCAAUGAUUAAGUUUGUUUCUUUUUAAAUAAUGUACUCGUUUGCAUUGGUAUUGUUAAGUAGAGUACUUCACUUAAUUAUAAAUAUUGAGUCCAUUCAUUGUAUAACUUGAUUUCUAUGACGGCAGGAUGGAUCUCGGUACUAUGACGUAGGUGUAAAAAACAGUAAUAAAAUAUAUGCAUUUGACAUCUUUCAUAGAGAUCAAGUUACAUUGUAAGGAAACAGGUACAUACGCUUUUUGUCUAUGAUAUAUUUUUUUUAUAACAUUAAAUAUAUCACAUCUAAAAUGUUGAUAGAUUAUUACUUUUUAUAUUUAUCGAUUGCCUUAGUUCUGAAAUCGUGAUGAAAUGGGCAGAUACAGUGUGUCCGAUAUAUAUAUAUAUAUAUAUAUAUACUACCUAUUCUAGUAAAGUCAUAGAAUAGAAUAGAUAGAUGAAGUGUUUUUAAAUAAAAUACUUUGUUUUACGUUACGCAUAUAGUACUUUCCUGUAAUUUGAUAUAAUUGAAAUGGUUGUGUUAUCAAUUUAUGUAGAAACAAUUUGAGUGUCUACUAUAAUAAAUUGCGUUAAUCUUUUUUUAAAUGAACGUUAAGUCUCAUUUUUAAAAGCUUUUAUCUUAUAGUAAAAUCUGAUUUUUAACAGUAAGAGUUCUAUCAUAACUUUUGUUUUCUGUGUGAAUCAAUUUUAAGGUUGGGAGCAACAACACAUACUUUUAAUUUUAUUUAAAUGCUUUGUGAAGCUGAUACUUAAAACUUUGUUAAUGCUUAUCUUACAAUAAAUUUAUUGAUACAUAUAGUUACUACACAUUACAAUUAUAUGUGAUAUUAUUAGAUGAAUAUUUAAUUUUGAUGAACAAUAUUUCUUAUAGUAGGUAGCUGAGUAGUAUGUUUAAUAACCUAUAAAUUGCAUUUUAAGUAUAAUUUAUUAUGAAAAAAAUAAAUAAUUCUUACUUCUACUAUAGUUUUAGUU
Molecule: messenger RNA, 8819 nt
Organism: Amyelois transitella
Lineage: Eukaryota; Metazoa; Arthropoda; Insecta; Lepidoptera; Pyralidae
Gene: MED23
Product: mediator of RNA polymerase II transcription subunit 23
Exons: 17
Coding region: 289-4299 (1336 amino acids)
Biological process (GO): regulation of transcription by RNA polymerase II; positive regulation of gene expression
Cellular component (GO): transcription regulator complex; mediator complex
Source: RefSeq, a predicted model, not a curated record